AUGGCGCCUAGUUUACGCGAGUUGGAAAAGCAGCAGAGUCACCUUCGGAGAACCCUCGAAGCCAUUCAGCAGUUUGUGAAUCAGUACGAUGCAACGAGAGAUGCUGACCAGAUCGACGUCCGUCUUGAACGCUUGGACGAGACGUUCAACGAGUUCCGUUCUGUGCGAAUCAAGAUUGAGCUGCUGACCGAAGAAGAUGACUUUGAUGUAGAAGUGAUGGAAGGUGAGACAGAAGAAGAUCGUGCGAAAAGGGAGGCUGAUGCGAAGAAGAAGCGGAAGGAGAAAAACUUGAAGGUGCUGAUGGAAGCUGAAGAUUUCUACUGUGCUGUGAAGGCGAAGCUGUACAAGAAGCGCGGUCCGCUAGAGACCGUCCCACCGGUCCCUGUGCCAUCUGCUGUUGAUGCGAGGCCUGCUGUUGGUCUGUCUCAUGUCAAACUUCCGGACAUCAAUCUACCGAUUUACACUGGUGAGCUAAGUGAGUGGAUCGUUUUCCGUGACACGUUUCGUAGCUUGAUUCACAACAACUCCCAGCUGUCGGAUUUUGACAAGUUCACGUAUCUACGUUCGUCGCUGCUCGGUGAAGCGCUUCUGGAGAUCGCUGGCAUCGACGUUUCAGCCGUUAACUACGAUGUGGCCUGGACAACCCUGGAGCAACGAUACGACAACAAGAAGCUGAUCGUCAAGGCUCAUUUAGAUGCGUUGAUUGCAGUCGAACCUAUGAAACGGGAGAGCUACGCGGCACUUAAUCAGCUCAUCGGAUCGUUCGACAAGCACCUGAUGAUGCUGAAGAAGAUUGGGCAGGACACGGAUAUCUGGAGUACUCUGCUGGUACACAUGGUGUGCUCGCGCUUAGAUGGCAACACGCUGCGUCUUUGGGAAACUCAUCAUAAAUCCAAAGAUGUUCCGAAGUUUGAUGAUCUGAUGAAGUACUUGCGCGGUCAUUGCUUAGUACUGCAGUCGGUUGCGCCAUCCAAGCCCACUGCUGAAGAGGAGAAACAACGACGUCCGUCAGUGAGUCAUGUGGUGACUCAGUCGGUGAACAAGUGCCCAUUCUGUGAUGAACUGUUCCAUUCACCUUUUCACUGUCUGCUGUUCUUGAAGAAAACUGUCGAUGAAAGAAUGGAAGCUGCUAGGAGACGGAAUCUGUGCCUGAACUGCUUGCGUGCUGGACACUCAACUCGUUCCUGCACAAGAGGAUCGUGUCAUCACUGUCAUCAGUACCAUCACUCACUGUUGCACAUCAACGCUGUACGAGAGAGACCCUCCGCCUCGCAAGCACUGACCAGACCAACACCUGAGCAGCAGCAGUAUCAACAACAGCAGCCGCAGUAUCAGUCAAUGGGCCAGCAGCAACCACAAAUCCAACCUCCAAUACAGAACCAGUCUUCAAACACUGCUCAGUCGAACACACACUCACAGAACACUCAGCAACUGUCCACCACAGAUCCAUGCACAAGCCACAACACUACAACACUGUCAAUCAGUUCCCACAACCGUAAAAAUGAAAUUUUACUCUCAACCGUUCAAAUUUGCAUCCGUGAUCUGCGCGGAAACACACGCCUAGUUAGAGCGCUGCUCGACUCGUGUUCGCAAUAUUCGUUUAUGUCCUCCGCAUGCUGCAAGAAGCUUGAUCUUCGUUGCACUCCAGAUUACCUGACCGUACUCGGAAUUGGCGGGUCGUCUGUCGUCUCACGGCAGCUUGUAUCAGCGAACGUACAACCCCGUUCGUCCGCUCUGCCGCAGUUUAACCGCGAGAUGGAUUUCUACGUGCUUCCUGAGCUGACAUCCGCUUUGCCGAACCAGAACAUCGACACUACUGCGUGGGAGUUUCCGAACAACAUCAUCCUAGCUGACCCACACUUCAACGAACCUGGAGAAGUGGAGCUGAUAAUCGGUGCUGAACACUAUUUCGAUCUCUUACGAGAUGGUCGAUCACGCAUCGCCGAGGAUGGCCCUGUCGUCCCAGCGCCAAUAGCGCUCGAGGUUAGUUGGCCUCCCCAAGGACAUCCGUCAAAGCCCCAGACAGUCAACACAACACCGUUGUCGAGAAGCAGUCAGUUCCUGAAAACAUCAUUCGCGGCUCGUGGCCGCAACCGUUUCAUCUGGCUACAACUGUGGCCAAGCCAAGCUGUCGCCGUAUGUUGCAGUACAAGCUGCAUCUGUCUGUUUCUGCUGCGCCGGUACAAGCUGUUCAUACGAGUGGCCAUCGUUCGAGGAUCCAGCACUAAAGCACUCGGGGUGGCGCUGUCGCAAUCGGACGGGUUGGACUGCCGCCCUAAGAAGCCCAACGUUAACCCAAAUCCCUCUCCAAAUUCCCUGCACAAAACCGAUCACAAUAAACUGCUCCAGUAUCAGUCGCAAUUAGACACCGUCGAGAACACAACCGUCGCGUAA
Culex quinquefasciatus (southern house mosquito) is the source of this 2394-nucleotide messenger RNA. RefSeq lists its product as uncharacterized. The record is from RefSeq and is a predicted model, not a curated record. Bases 1 to 2394 code for a protein of 797 amino acids. Lineage: Eukaryota; Metazoa; Arthropoda; Insecta; Diptera; Culicidae. The transcript is spliced from 3 exons.